AUGGGCUUCAAGAUGCUGCCAGACGAGCUUCUGAUGUCGCUCUCAGAGCAGUGGCCGUGUCGAGAUGUGCCGCUGCGACAUUUAUAUGCUCUACUAUCGCCUGCUCAGUCCACACCUUCUUCGGUCGUAGUCUACGGCCCGAAGGCCACAGGCAAGAGCACUAUCGUCAAGGCAUUCCUGGAAUCGAGUAAGCUGCGCCACGCGCUCGUCCGCUGUCAAGAAUGCGUUACUGGAAGGCAUCUCCUGGAGCGCAUUGUCAGUGCCGUCCACGAAGGCAUAGUCCAACACGAGGUCAACGGCCAUGCCGAAGCAUACUCUGGACGUUGCGAGAACAUCAGCGCGCUAGUGGUGCAUCUGCAGAAACUACUCGAGAGACAAGAGAAGUUCGUUCUGGUUCUUGAUGGAAUUGACGAGCAACGAGACGCCCCACCGACGCUCCUGCCCGCGCUAGGCCGACUGGGAGAAGUCGUGCCUCAGCUGGUCACCAUACUCAUCGUUAGGCAUCCUUCGCCUCGCUUCCUAUACCAGACGGGCGUUCCGCAUGUUCACUUCUCUUCAUACAGUCGAGCACAAACUGUCCACAUUGUCGCCCAAAAUCCACCGGACAUCUUCCUCGAGCCACCACCCAAUGAACUGGACUACGACGACGAGACCCAUGAUGAAGACAAAGCCUGGCUGUGGCCUCGCUUUUGUGCUGCCAUUUGGGACGCAUUUGGGCAGAGUGUGGCUCGCGAUCUCGUUUCGUUCCGAGAGACAUGCUACAAGCUUUGGAGACCGUUCGUGGCCCCUGUCGUUAAAGGCGAUUUCGGCACACGAGAUUUCAGCAGGCUUCUCGUAGCGCAGCGUCGCUUGCUACAAGAGGAAAACGUGCUUUUGGAUUCGAUCAUCAGGAGUGCGGGUGCUUCAACAGUGGUGGCGAAGAACAAAACGCACGAACUGCCAUACUAUGCCAAGUGGUUGCUCGUGGCGGCUUAUCUGGCAUCGUUCAACCCAGCUCGACUCGAUGCAGUAUACUUUAUGAAAACCACAGAAAAGAAAAGACGAAAGAAAGGCGGUGGUACAGCACGAUCCGGAGGCAGACCGAGCCAGAAACGACAGAUCCCCAGACAUCUUCUCGCAGCUUCAGCAUUCACUAUCGAUCGACUACUUGCCAUUUUACACGCCAUCUUGCCAGACGAUGUACGAACGACCAUCGACAUGUAUAAGCAGAUCGCGACACUCUCCAACCUGCGACUUCUGGUCCGAGCCGGUGGGAUAGGCAGCAGCGAUCCGCUCGAGCCAGGUGGGAAAUGGAGAGUCGGGCCUCUGGUGACGUGGGAGCAUGUUCAAAGCCUAGCCAGAAAUCUGGACUUCAACUUGAUAGAUUAUGCAGUCGAGUAA
Molecule: messenger RNA, 1380 nt
Organism: Cercospora beticola
Lineage: Eukaryota; Fungi; Ascomycota; Dothideomycetes; Mycosphaerellales; Mycosphaerellaceae
Gene: ORC5
Product: origin recognition complex subunit 5
Biological process (GO): DNA replication; DNA replication initiation
Cellular component (GO): nucleus; nuclear origin of replication recognition complex
Molecular function (GO): DNA replication origin binding
Source: RefSeq, a predicted model, not a curated record